UAUAGGCUCGCUCCAAUAAGCACCCUGACAAGCGCAGCUUCUAUUCUUACGUCAGUGAGCAAAUGGCAAGUGUUUAAAGCAAAAAAAACUUACUCUUACCGUUUCCUUCCGUACUAUGCUUGCUGGCGCGUUUAAAUGUCUCUACAUCAUAGAGACUAGCUCAGUUGCUGAAAGGUCGGACGGCAACGAUCUUCGAACGCUAGUUAACUGAUUUCUCAGAUUUUGAAACCGCGUCAUUGAAGCAGCGACGACGACAUAUGGCAGGUGAACGCCGUUGGCGUCUUCGGCGACUUGUGGUGGGUACACCUUCAGACACAGUAAAAGAGCCGGUUUCAUUUUCUUACCAACGUCAGCCUUCGUUGUCAGUGUUUUUUUUCUUUACGUUGCUCAUGUUAGUCGAGCUAAUAGCAUCAGCUGAAGGCGGCAAAUUCCACGGUUAUAAGAAGGUGUUCUACAGGGAGGAGCAUGGCGACCACAGAACGUACUACGAUGAUCUACAUCAUGGCAAGUACAAAAAGAGCGCGAUUGACUCCAAAGAAAUUUUUCAUAAACAGGACAAAGACAGACAAGAACGAGUUUAUGCAAGAAGCACAAGUGGCGGCAACACAUUUUCUGAGACUAUCCUGAACCCGGUCGCGGUCGACGCAAGGAAUCCAAACGUACCGAACGAGCAGUCACCAGCAAAAAAACACAAUCCACGCAUCCGUCUGUGGCAAGAUCCCGGCGACUUCCAAAUCAAAUUUAGUUCGUCCUUCCAGGACUUUAUUACAUCACUCAAUACAUCCUCUUUUUAGUUUCACAAAACGAUAUCGCCAUUUCAACUUGAAAAAUAUUUUUUUGAAACUUGAAAGAUUUUUACAAGCGUCGGUGGUAUCUUUUAACAUUUCGCGUUGGACAAACUUUAGCCAUCAGGCAACGUUGUUGUUGUUUAAUUUAAUGCAAUGCCUUAUUCUUUCUGUAUUGUAACUGUGUAUGUAUUCUACUUAAACCAAUCUUCUAAGCAAAUAAUCGUAGAGGGGAGUUAUUUUAAUGUGUUCUUAAACUUCAAAUAACACUCCUUGUACUAUCACUGGAUGUUGGACAUUAUUUGUACGUCGAAAGUCGUCAUGCUACGAGCAGUCAAAUCGUAGUACGUUGGAUUGUCGUAACGGAUAGUGAAGAACCGGAGACGAUGGCAAGCUCGAACUCGCUUGAAAUGAUCUACCUACGCCCGAGUCACGCUAUGCGAAUAACCGACAUCGGGCUCAAUUCGACCUAAGUGGCGAUUAUAGAAGCGGGCGCGGUAAUGCGGGACAUUAAAGCAACGGUAAAUCAGAGACUCGCCACCACCGACUACAACAGGCAGAACACUCAAGCGGGCAUCGAGGCCGAAAUAGAGGAAACCACAACGUAGGGCACGCGGGCAACCGGGACGGAGGCCAGUACGGGGAUCGAAACGGAUGGCGCAAUCAUCAUUUUUCAGAAAAUCGGAAUGGGCAGAGUGGUGACAAGAACCGUCAUGAUGAGAAACAUGAAGCAUACAAUAUGUCCUGAUCGCAUCAACAUGGUCUGUACUUUGACGAGAUGCUCGACACACUAUACGAUUACAGAUCAAAUACAUAUCGAAAGGAUUAUGGCCGCAAUGAAGGCGGUGAAAAGCAUGGGUCUUACUACUAGCAGCGAUAAGGAAAGGUGAGGAUAAGCACCGUCGCGGGAGUGGUCGAUAGAGAGAGGGUCACGGCAAACAUGGACGCAGCAAAGGAGACUAUUACAAGUUGUGCGGAAGGGAACGAAGACACCGAGUCGACCAUGAAGCUGGAAGGAACCGUCGAAAACACUAUGGAUACUACGCAAGGUCACGUCUGCACCGUUAAACACAUCACCGACAUUAGACUAGGCAUCGGCAUAGGGCACUAUACUUAAUUGAAGGACCGUCAUAUUUUUAGUAUGAAAUGAAGAACACUAUUUUUGAGUAUAUCAAUGCGUGUAUAGUAUAUUUUAUACAAACGGUAUAAAAUUAACAUAUAGUCCUGAAUACUUAACAAAUUAGAGAAAGCACUAUACUGAUAGAUAAAACAAGUGACAUACCCAGGAAAUUCUGAAGACCAGACUCAAAUAAAUAACUAUAACCUUUCGUAUGAUUUUAUUAUUCGUAUAUAUUUAUCCAUAUUUGCAAUAAUAGUUAACACCAACGCACCAAAUAUAUGCACCAAACUCGAAUAUAUAUAAUAUAGUCUUCUAUCAUAUUCAUAUGUACAUCAAAAUCCGACUCAUUUUUAAAACAGCAAUAACGUCCGCGUGGUCCAUUCGUUCCCAAUGGUCCAACAUAUCUAUUAUCUGCACUGCUUCUGAGA
Messenger RNA from Varroa destructor (honeybee mite), 2333 nucleotides. RefSeq lists its product as uncharacterized. NCBI's taxonomy places the organism in Eukaryota, Metazoa, Arthropoda, Arachnida, Mesostigmata, Varroidae. The record is from RefSeq and is a predicted model, not a curated record.